AUGAAUUUCCCUUUCGUUUCCACCCGCGACCGACGAAUGGUGCCGCGGAGCAGUCUUCUAGUGGAGAACCAGCUAGCGGAUGACAUGGCGCACAAAUAUGCCAUCAAGAAGGAAAAGUUAAAGCCUAAGCUAAUUCAUUUCCCGCGGUCAUUUUCUUCUGUUUCCAAUGACAACAAGGAUGACAAAACAGAAGAAAAAAUGAAUCCAACAAGAAAUGAAGCGUUUUGAGCUCUAAAAAAGUACGGUCAAAAGAUGUCCGUCAAACGCGGAGAGGAAUACCUCGAACGCGAGGAAAAGUUCCGCCGCACCUGGUCUAGCUCCAGUUAUUCCGAUGAAGAUGGGAGUGGAAGGUAAAUCAUCUUAUCAAUCUUACUUUAUGUCUUUAGUACGACUUUGAUUUUGAACUUCCUGUUCUUGUAGUACAAGGUCAUCCAGUUGUGGCAUGAUGAACAAGAUGAAGAUGGUUGCCCAGAACCACAUUUGUGCACAUGUACUUGGUAGUACCAUCACAAACUCGACAGUGGCAGCGGCAGUCCCAGUCCUAGUACCGUCUCUGAAGACGGCUUAUUUCCACCUAAAAAGGCCAAUAGGCACUACUGCGGUCCCAACCGAUUUGGCCGGAUGAUGAUGGUGACGCAAGACAAACGUGGGAAGAUGCUCUCACGUGUGUAUAUGGGAGGAAAAUGGGUUUAUGUUGCGUGA
Messenger RNA from Amoebophrya sp. A25, 702 nucleotides. Lineage: Eukaryota; Dinophyceae; Syndiniales; Amoebophryaceae. The record is from the annotation of a GenBank genome assembly.